CCGGCAGGGGCGGGCUCGGAGCGGUUGGUUGGCGUGUCGCCGCAGUGGAAAGGUCCGGGAAAGUUUCUUUGGAGGUCCGGCCCGGUCGGCCAUGUCCCACGGGCCCAAGCAGCCUGCCGCGGCCUCUGUGCCGGCGGGCGGCAAGGCUCCGGGCCCCCACGGGGGCUUUGUGGUGGCUGUCAAGCAGGAGCGCGGCGAGGUCCCUCGGGCUGGCGACAAGAGCUCCCACGAGGAGGAGCCAGUGAAGAAGCGGGGCUGGCCGAAGGGCAAGAAGCGUAAGAAGAUUCUACCGAAUGGUCCCAAAGCACCAGUCACGGGCUACGUGCGCUUCCUGAAUGAGAGGCGCGAGCAGAUCCGCACUCGUCACCCAGACCUACCCUUCCCGGAGAUCACCAAGAUGCUGGGUGCCGAGUGGAGCAAGCUGCAGCCUGGGGAGAAGCAGCGGUACCUGGACGAGGCUGAGAGGGAAAAGCAGCAGUAUAUGAAGGAGCUGCGGGCCUACCAGCAGUCUGAGGCCUACAAGAUGUGCACUGAGAAGAUCCAGGAGAAGAAGAUCAAGAAAGAGGACUCGGGCUCGGGGGUCGUGAACACGCUUCUGAAUGGACACAAGGGUGGGGACUGCGAUGGCUUCUCUACCUUUGACGUCCCCAUCUUCACUGAAGAGUUCUUGGACCAAAACAAAGCGCGGGAGGCGGAGCUGCGGCGCCUGCGGAAGAUGAACGUGGCUUUCGAGGAGCAGAACGCUGUGCUGCAGCGGCACACGCAGAGCAUGAGCAGCGCGCGCGAGCGCCUGGAGCAGGAACUGGCGCUGGAGGAGCGGCGGACGCUGGCUCUGCAGCAGCAGCUCCAGGCCGUGCGCCAGGCUCUCACGGCCAGCUUCGCCUCGCUGCCGGUGCCAGGCACCGGAGAGACCCCGACUCUCAGCACCCUGGACUUCUACAUGGCCCGGCUGCAUGGUGCCAUUGAGCGUGACCCGGCAAGGCACGAGAGCCUGAUCGUGCGCAUCAAGGAGAUCCUGGCCCAGGUCGCCAGCGAGCAUCUGUAGGGCCGGCUGCCCACGGAUCCCAGGAGCAGCGCAGCGCCCGGCCCUCCCCAUACUGGGUGAUGGAGGAGAGGCUGGGGCUCCACCCUUUGGGGCCAGGCCCCAUCCUGCACCUUGGGGGCUCCAGCCCCCCUAAAACUAAAUCUCUACAGCACCCCUUCAGCUUUCAGGCUCCCAGUCCCAGAACCCAGAGAAGGCACUGGAAAGGAAACUAGAACCCCAGAGUGGCAGGGCCCAGAGGGGACACCCAGGACCCACGGCACAUGAGCCAUGGGAGGGCUGCCUAGGGCUCCCCUGCACCCCCAGAACUGCUUGCAGCAAAGGCUGCCUGCACACCGGCCAUGCAACAGAAAGAGCCUUGGGUAGCAGCCCUCAGUCUCGGCAGUGCCUGGGUGCGGAGGGGUUGGGCGGCCCUGACUGUCCCCUGCUCCAGCUGAGCAGCCCUCACGGCGGCAGAUCUUCCCACUGCUCGCACCAGACUUUUUAAAUAAAAACUCAAAGGAUUUGCGUUUCAA
Messenger RNA from Heterocephalus glaber (naked mole-rat), 1557 nucleotides. It is a transcript of the gene Hmg20b, whose product is annotated as high mobility group 20B. The record is from RefSeq and is a predicted model, not a curated record. Lineage: Eukaryota; Metazoa; Chordata; Mammalia; Rodentia; Bathyergidae. Gene Ontology annotation, cellular component: nucleus. Gene Ontology annotation, biological process: regulation of gene expression.